Molecule: messenger RNA, 2054 nt
Organism: Octodon degus (degu)
Lineage: Eukaryota; Metazoa; Chordata; Mammalia; Rodentia; Octodontidae
Gene: Rad17
Product: RAD17 checkpoint clamp loader component
Exons: 14
Coding region: 358-1761 (467 amino acids)
Biological process (GO): mitotic DNA replication checkpoint signaling; DNA damage checkpoint signaling; DNA repair
Cellular component (GO): nucleus; Rad17 RFC-like complex
Molecular function (GO): chromatin binding; DNA clamp loader activity
Source: RefSeq, a predicted model, not a curated record
GUUUUAAACCUGAAAUUUUUAUCUUAGCAUGAGCUUGCUGUGCAUAAAAAGAAAAUUGAAGAAGUUGAAAACUGGUUAAAAGCUGAAGUCUUGGAAAGGCGACCAGAACAGGGUGGAUCUAUUUUGUUAAUAACAGGGCCUCCUGGAUGUGGAAAGACUACUACUAUAAAAAUACUAUCAAAGGAACAUGGUAUAGAAGUACAAGAGUGGAUUAAUCCUGUUUUACCUGACUUCCAAAAAGAUGAUUUCAAGGAGAUAUUUAAUUUUGAAUCAAGUUUCCACACAUUUCCUUAUCAGUCACAGAUAGUAGUGUUCAAAGAAUUUCUACUAAGAGCAACAAAGUAUAACAAACUACAAAUGCUUGGAGAUGAUCUGAGAACUGAUAAGAAGAUAAUUCUGGUUGAAGACUUACCUAACCAGUUUUACCGUGAUUCUCACACUUUACAUGAAGUUUUAAGGAAGUAUGUGCAGAUUGGCCGAUGUCCUCUUAUAUUUAUAAUUUCUGAUAGUGUCAAUGGAGAUAAUAAUCAUAGGUUACUGUUUCCUAAAGAAAUUCAAGAAGAGUGUUCUAUCUCAAACAUCAGUUUCAAUCCUGUGGCACCAACAAUUAUGAUGAAGUUUCUUAACCGGAUAGUGACUAUGGAAGCUAAUAAAAAUGGAGGAAAAAUUUUUAUCCCUGAUAAAACUUCUCUAGAGUUGCUCUGUCAAGGAUGUUCUGGUGAUAUCAGAAGUGCAAUAAACACGCUCCAGUUUUCUUCUUCAAAAGGAGAGAGCAGCUUAUGGCCGAAGAAAAAAGGAAUGUCCUUAAAAUCAGAUGCUGCACUGUCAAAAUCAAAGCGGAGAAAAAAACCUGAUAAGGUUUUCGAAAAUCAAGAGUACCAAGCUGUUGGUGGCAAAGACGUUUCUCUCUUUCUCUUCAGAGCUUUGGGGAAAAUUCUAUAUUGUAAAAGGACACCUUUAACAGAAUUAGACUGUCCUCAGUUGCCUUCCCAUUUAUCAGAGCAUGAACGAGAUACAUUACUUGUUCAGCCUGAGGAAGUAGUAGAAAUGUCACACAUGCCAGGAGAGUUAUUUAAUUUAUAUCUUCACCAAAACUACGUAGAUUUCUUCAUGGAAGUAGAUGAUCUUGUGAGAGCCAGUGAACUUCUCAGUUUUGCAGAUAUCCUCAGUGGUGACUGGACUACACGCUCUUCACUCAGGGAAUAUAGCACAUCUGUUGCUACUCGAGGUGUGAUCCAUUCCAACAGAGCCCGGGGGUUCGCUCACUGCCAAGCAGGGGGAUCAAGCUUCCGACCAUUGCACAAACCACAGUGGUUUCUAAUACAUAAGAAGUUUCGGGAAAAUUGCCUGGCAGCAAAAGCACUUUUUUCUGGCUUCUGCCUACCAGCUUUGUGUCUCCAGACUCAGCUAUUGCCGUAUCUUGCGCUCCUAACCAUCCCAAUGAGAAAUCAAGCUCAGAUUUCUUUUAUCCAAGACAUUGGAAGACUUCCUCUGAAACAACACUUUGGAAGGUGGAAGAUGGAAGCCCUGGCUGACAGGGAGCUGGCGCCCCUGGACCCUGAGAGCGGAGACGAGGCCCUGCCUCCUGGACCACUGCCUGCCGGGCUCGCUGAUGUGUGUGGGGAACGGCCCCUGAGUCAGAGCAGUGGGAGCGAGCUCCCAGCCAGCCAGCCGCAACCUUUAACCUCGCAGCUAGACAUGGAGGAGGAGGAGGAGGAUGACGACAUGAUCAUAGAAGAAUAUGACAGUGACGCGACAUAGGAGGCUGCCCUCCUAGGAGUUUAAGUGGGAUUUGAACCUUUCCUGUUCUCCGGUGGAUUACAAGUUGUUGUUAGUUCCUCUUGUAUUUCAGCACAAGCUCUCCUGCCUCCCUGGAGUACAUGGAAGAUCAGGUCUCCAUGGACACUAAAUUCUUUAUCUAGUAUUUAUUUAGUCUUGGGUCUGGGUUAGCUGUUAAGUGUUUAUGCCAUGCAUCAGAAAAUGUGAAGGAAGACCCUGGAAUACAAAAGUGGUAGAAUAUUGUAAAUAUGAAUGUAAAUAAACCUUGUGCCUUA